Molecule: messenger RNA, 1132 nt
Organism: Cucumis sativus (cucumber)
Lineage: Eukaryota; Viridiplantae; Streptophyta; Magnoliopsida; Cucurbitales; Cucurbitaceae
Product: chlorophyll a-b binding protein 8, chloroplastic
Exons: 3
Coding region: 161-982 (273 amino acids)
Biological process (GO): photosynthesis, light harvesting in photosystem I; response to light stimulus
Cellular component (GO): plastoglobule; chloroplast thylakoid membrane
Source: RefSeq, a predicted model, not a curated record
CACUCCAAAUCUCAACCAUAAUUUGGAUUCUAAAAUCUCCCUCUCUUCAACCUCUUAGCUUAUCUUAUUCUUUCCCAUUUCCAUUUUAUGAUUCCUAUUUCUAAUUCUCAGCUCUCACAUCACCACUUCACCAACCCUCUCUCCAAAUACAAAGCCUAAUAUGGCCACUCAGGCUCUUGUUUCUUCUUCUUUAACCUCUUCAGUGGGUGCUGCCAGACAGAGAUUAGGGGCAAGGCCUUCUUUUGGAUCUUCCAGGAAAUCAGCUUCUUUUGUUGUUAGAGCUGAAGCCACUCCUCCUGUUAAGCAAGGAGCAGACAGGCAACUCUGGUUCGCUUCAAAACAAAGUCUUUCUUACUUGGAUGGAAGUCUGCCAGGCGAUUUCGGGUUUGACCCACUGGGGCUAUCUGAUCCCGAAGGCACAGGAGGGUUCAUCGAGCCAAGAUGGUUGGCAUACGGCGAAGUGAUCAACGGAAGGUUUGCAAUGUUGGGAGCAGCAGGAGCCAUAGCCCCAGAAAUCUUUGGAUCACUGGGGUUAAUCCCACCAGAAACAGCCCUCCCAUGGUUCAAAACAGGGGUCAUCCCACCAGCAGGGACCUACAACUAUUGGGCAGACCCUUACACACUCUUUGUAUUUGAAAUGGCUCUGAUGGGCUUUGCUGAACACAGAAGAUUUCAAGAUUGGGCCAAGCCAGGAUCCAUGGGAAAACAAUACUUUUUGGGCCUGGAGAAGUUCUUGGGUGGAUCAGGGGACCCAGCUUACCCUGGCGGGCCAUUGUUCAACCCACUAGGGUUUGGGAAAGAUGAGAAGUCAAUGAAGGAAUUGAAGUUGAAGGAAAUUAAGAAUGGAAGGCUUGCAAUGUUGGCAAUUUUGGGUUACUUUAUACAAGGUCUUGUUACUGGUGUUGGACCUUACCAAAACCUUUUGGAUCAUUUGUCUGACCCUGUCAACAACAAUGUUUUGACCAGCCUUAAAUUCCACUAGAAGGGUUUAUAUAUGAAUUGUAAUUUGUGUAAUGUAUAUUAAUAUGGAUCACAAUCCCCUUUGGGUUGCUUUGGAGCUUUCAAAAAUUGUUUCCCCCCACUCUAUUGUAACAUGAUUUGAGGAAAAACUUUUCUCUAAUAUUUUGCAUCU